This is a messenger RNA of Limulus polyphemus (Atlantic horseshoe crab), 5518 nucleotides long. Its product is annotated as dynamin-binding protein-like. Gene Ontology annotation, biological process: intracellular signal transduction. The coding region runs from base 232 to 4467 and encodes 1411 amino acids. The transcript is spliced from 23 exons. Gene Ontology annotation, molecular function: guanyl-nucleotide exchange factor activity; protein binding. NCBI's taxonomy places the organism in Eukaryota, Metazoa, Arthropoda, Merostomata, Xiphosura, Limulidae. Gene Ontology annotation, cellular component: cytoplasm. The record is from RefSeq and is a predicted model, not a curated record.
GCAACACCUAUAUCUGUUAAUGUGCGGAACGUUAUAAUACCUUGGAAUAUAUAUAUUUAAUUAUUGACAGUAAUACCACGUGACUUCAUUAAAUAGUAUAACAUAAAAUGAUUAUCAUGUAAAGUUAAUAUUAGUUAAUUUUACAGACUUGACUUACAAUCAUGUGAAGUUCGAACAUUCAUAAACUAAACGUACGUUUUAAGUUAAAAUUGAAUUUGGUUUUGAAAAAAUAUGGAAACUGGUAGUGUUGGUAGAGCUGUUUAUGAAUUCAAGACUGAUAUUGAAGGAGAACUACCUCUUGAGGUUGGAGAUGUUGUACAGGUUCUUCAGGUUGUAGACAAGUACUGGCUGUAUGGUGUGUCCAACAAAGGAACUGGCAACUUUCCUUCUGGAUUUGUCUUGAAAUUAGAAGUUCCCCCAGUUGCAGAAGAUCAGCAGUUGUUUGCUGCCAUGGAAUCCUUUGCUGCUCAGUUGGAAGAUGAUUUGGAGUUUAGAAAAGGAGAUUUAAUUAUUGGUGAGUAUCCAUUGGACAGCAACUGGUGGCAUGGUCAAUGUAAUGGUCGAAGUGGUAUCUUUCCACUAACACAUGUAUGGAAGCUUGAUAUGUCCAGCUUAAAACCCACUGCAAAACAAAAGAAUGUAUGUUUUAAAGUAAGAAUUAAGAUGGAUAUGAAAGCACAAUUGCCAGAAGAAAUGGAUCUCAAGAAAGGAGAGAUCAUUACAGUUACUGAAGUUGUGGAUAAGUGGUACAGAGGAGAAGGGCAUGGAAAGUCAGGGAUGUUUCCAGCUUCGUUUGCUAUAAAGCUGGAAGAAACAGAUAGUGAAGAGAAAAUAUCACCUAUAGAAAAAUAUGCUAGAAAUGAUGGAAAACCCCUGGAGAUUUUAGAGCCUGAAAUAAAUGAUACUAAAUCCUUUUCAGCUUGGUUCACUAAAUCUUUAAAUGAAAAUAUUUAUUAUGACUUAGAUUCUUCAUCUGAAUCAAAACACGUUGGAUACCAUAACAAGAACAGCGGAAUAACACCUUAUGGUAAAACACAGUUUCCCUUUACAGCGCAGUAUCCAAAUGAGUUGUCGUUUGACUGUGGUGUGUUACUGAAAUUGAUAAGGCAUGUGGAUGAUGAAUGGAUGGAGGGAGAAAUUGAUGGAAAAAUUGGACUUUUUCCUACCAAAUAUGUGGACAUUGUUGUUGACUGUAAUGACUCUGAAAAUGUCUGUUUUGAUAACUCAGAUCUAGAAAAUCAACUUUACAAAAGGGGAAAGGUUCUGUAUGAUUUCAUGGCACAAGUGGAGGGUGACCUAAACUUGAAAGAAGGGGAAAUGAUAACAAUUCUCAAACAGUUGAAUCCACAUUGGUACCAAGCUAAGAAAGAUGAUGGUAAUGUGGGAAUCUGUCCUUCUAACUUUGUUAGAAUUACUGCAAAUGAUGGUUUCCCUUGUGAAAGUAAGAGUGAUGAUGUGUUUCCCCAGGAAUCAUUACUGACAAGUUUAAAUGAGGAAAAAUAUGCUAAAGAAGAUUGGAAUCAGUUUUUGAAUCCAUCGGAUUAUUCAGAGACAAAAGAACCUUUCAAAGUUUCAAGCCAUGGUACUAGUCUGGAGGCACCAGAAGUCUUCCAACCAUUGAGUAGUUGCUCAAACACCAUUUCCUCGGAAAGACAAUCUAAAGAUUCACAAUAUGAGAGAUCUUGCUUGAAUCAAACGACAGGCAUAAAGAGCCCUCAAAUUAGUGAAGAUGAAAACCCAGUUAUUCUACGAAAUACUCAUGGUUUUAGCUCUGUGCAAAAUAGUGCUCCUGUUCAGCCUUCUUCUAAGAAGGAAGUGGUAGAUGCUGAACCUAAUCAAAUGCAUGCAUUACGAGUCCCACACAGACCAGCUCCACCAGUUCCAACCUUUAGCUCACAAUCAUCACAAAUAAAGCACGGUGUUUCCAGUGCCUCUUGGAAUCAAGCUACAUCAAUGGAAGAUAACAACAAGAAUAUAAAAGAUGAAACUGAUGGGUUAAAGGACAGCAUAGAAUAUUUGAGUUAUGAUGUUCAGAGGUUGGUGUUUAAAGAACCCAAAGAAAUAGAUGACACUAUGCAGCACACAGAAGCUCUUAAGGAAGAGGAGGACAAUAAAAACAAGGAAACUGAAGACCACAGACAAAAGAUGGAAGCACUCAGGAAAAAUGUGAUUAGAGAGCUUCUACAAACCGAACAAGAUUAUGUACGAGACUUGGAAAUCUGUCGAGAUGUGUUUCUUAGAGAUCCAUCAGUUGGAAAGAGAAAGGGUAUAGAUAUGGAGACAUUGUUUGGAAACCUUGACGAAGUCAUUGAAGUAGCUUCAAAAUUAUUAGAAAACUUUGAAAAAGAGGUGACUGAAAAAUCACCUGAGGAGCAAAAUAUUGGAAAAUGUUUUCUAGAAUUUGCUGAAGAUCUAAAACAAACUUAUGGCCAAUACUGCAGAAAUCAUGAUGAUGUGUUAGUGUUAAUAGAAAAGUAUGAAGAUAACCAAAUGAUCAAGAUCUAUAUAAAUCAAGGCGUGAUGCAGAUGCGAGCAAAGACCAAUUGUUUUGAUUUAUCUUCAGUCUUGAUUAAGCCCGUCCAGAGGAUUUUAAAAUAUCCACUUUUGCUGGAUGAAUUGAUUAAGUGCACAGAAAACAGCCAUCCUAGCAAAGCAGAUCUGGAGAAAGCUGAUCUUACAAUGUAUACUGCUGCUAAAGAAAUUAAUGAAUUUAAGCGACGAAAAGACCUUGUAUUCAAGUACCGGAAGGAUACAGAUACAAGUCUUUCAACCCGAAUAUCAAAGCUUAAUCUUCAUUCAGUCAAAAAAAAGUCAUCUCGGUUUAGUGCCAAACUCUCUACAACUCUUGGAUUAACUUCUGUGCCAAAAGAUGAAGCUUUCGAAGCCAUUGCUUCAGAGUUUCAUUCUUUAGAAAAAACUAUUAAGGGUUUCCUUAAGAAUGUGAGUCUUUUUACAGAAGAAAUGCAGAGUUACGUUCAUGUAGCACUCAGCCUUACAGAAGAUAUUGCAGAUUACUACCAAGACAAAAGGAAUCAACAAGAGGUUGACCAGUACAGAGCAACCCACCAUAUUAUGGUGAAUCAGUUCUGGGAAGAUUUUAAAGUUGCUGUUAGAAAGAAUGUUACUGUGCCUCUCAACAAUUUACUUACAGCCUAUCAUGGACCAAAUAAUCUGAUUCAAAAGAGAGGAGACAAAUAUCUAGACUACGAAGCUUGUAACAACCGUUUAGAGCCUAACAAGGAUGCAGCAAAACAGCGAAUUCUUCAAGAAGAACUACAAGAAGCAAAGAACAACUACAUAGCUCUCAAUUCUCAAUUACUUGAUGAACUUCCUUCCGUGUGUGCUAUCAGUAGGGAUAUCUUUAAGGAGUGUUUGCAUAGCUUUCUUCAGGCAAGGAAAACCCUUUUAGGACGAACAGCGAAACAAAUGUUAUCUCUCACUCAACUUUCACUGUUGCUGAGUUCUCAAAAAGAUAUCCUCGAAACAUUCCAAAUCAAGCACAAUCUUGUGGUGGAUCAGCUUACUAAACUUAGUCUUGUACCAAAACACCUCUUUCCAAGCUCUACCCUGACAAAGACAUCCUCUGGGAAGAGGUCUUCAAGUUCUUGUGGAUCAAAUGUAGGAAUUAGCCACAAUAGACAAGGAACUGUCCCAGGGAAUUCUCAGUCACCAAAUCAAAAGGCAUUUAUUAAGUCCAAGUAUUUAGGAGAAAGUCUGUACUAUGUCGAAGAUAAUUAUAUAGCAGUAGAUGUACUUGACAUUUCAGUUAAUAAGGGAGAUGUCGUUGGGGUGAUCAAACAGCAGGAUCCAAUGGGAAGUGAACACCGCUGGUUUAUAGACAAUGGAAGUGUUAAAGGUUUUGUACCUGCAAAGGUUUUAGCCAAGUUUAGCCAAGUUUCAAAUUCAACUCAAGUAAAUGAUUAUAGUGAUAGAUAUCAGACAUCUUUUCAUGAAGAAAAACACAGUCCUCACACAAAAGAAGAUGUUUCACCUCAUGACCUUAGUGUUCAAGAAGAGCCUACUAGUUUGAACAGUGAUGCACCCUCAAAUAGCAGCACAGAUCUUUUCGUUUAUGAGAAUAUAGAUACAAAAAGACUUGAUCAUUCUAACCUAAUAGCUCCAUCUCUAAGUAAGUUACCAAGUGAUGAGUCAGGAAACUACUGUCCUGGUUUUCAAGAUCAUUUAUUAACACAACAGAUAAGUACAAGUGAAAGUGAAGAUCAAACUCCAGUAGUGAGCCAAAGUUACUCAGAAGAACCAUUUGAAAAUUUAGAAAUUGAAUAUUAUUAUGCAGCAUAUCCAUUUGGAGCCAUGGGACCUUAUCAGUUAACUCUGGCUCUGGGACAGGUGGUGGUGGUUUUACAUAAAGGUGACCUAGAAGGCAAUCCUGAAUGGUGGUUUGUUGGAGACAGGUUUGGGAAUGAAGGUUAUGUUCCAUCAAGCUAUCUCAAAAAGUAUACUGAUUAACAUUAAUCAGUGUGAAUAUUGUGGUUCUGGAAGAUUGCCCAGUUAAAAAGAACAUUUAAUACUUACAUAUAAAUGAAGCUCACUGCGUACUAAAAUAUGUUAUUGUUUUUCUGAAUAAAACAAAAUUAUCAAAAGUUGGUAUGUUUUUGUUGUUGUUCGUUUAGCUUCCAGAGUUUAUGUUUUUAAAAAAAGUAUGUUACACUUCAAUAAUGAAAUGCUUGAGCUUUUUGGAUGUGAAAACAUUGAGUCAUGUAUAGUUUUCAUUUACACUUCCUGUUAACUGAAAAUAUUGAUUGUACAUAUAAAUGAUGGUUUUAUUCUCCCUUUUUUUUAUUAAGGUUGAACAAUAAUGCUUUCAAAACAUUUAUUUUUGGAAACUCAAAACAUUGAUGAAUGUUUCAGACUAAUUAAUUCAUAAAACAAAAAGCUAUACUUUUUUUGUAUGUUGGUGUUCCAUCAAGUGAAAUUAUUGAAAACAUUAAGACAAAAGUUUAAAAAAUGUUGCUUUUUACUUGAUGUUAACAUUUGAUUUGUCAAGUUCUGUGGAAUUUUUGUAUUAUUUAUCUUUCUGGUUUCUCCAUUAAACUUUUAAAGUACUUAUAAAGCUUUGUUAACUUCUGCUUUUAAAUUGGAGAAAGUUUCUUUAUCUUUCUCUUUUUACUGAUUACUAAAAUAAUUAAUGCUAUUGCAUGUUAAAAUUUAAAAAAAGAUUGUUUUACUUGACAGACUUGUGAAUUUUAUUUAGAUCAGAAUUGUGUGUAAAUGUACCUUUAGUUGUUUGUUGGCCAAUACUUUUGAACUAUUCUGUAUGAUAACUUCAAAAAAAAUUCAGAAUUCCUAUGUGGAAUAGUGUUUCACCAAAUUUGAAAAAUAUUUAUAAAUAAUUCUUAUUAAAUUUUUUGUUUUCCUGUAAAAUGUGUAAUUACCUUUCUUUUUGACAUACUUGGAAUUCUAAUAACUGUAUAAAAGAUAAAGUCCUCCAGAAUAAAGUUUAAAUUAUCUAUAGAAUGAAAUAGAUUUUAGAUAUUUUUUUGCAUCAGCUAUUAAUAUU